Fusarium graminearum PH-1 is the source of this 1194-nucleotide messenger RNA. RefSeq lists its product as uncharacterized. The coding region runs from base 131 to 778 and encodes 215 amino acids. The transcript has a single exon. NCBI's taxonomy places the organism in Eukaryota, Fungi, Ascomycota, Sordariomycetes, Hypocreales, Nectriaceae. The record is from RefSeq and is a predicted model, not a curated record.
CAACUCAACUCUUUAAAACACAUUGGUUUCAACACACAUAUAAUCAAUCAAUCAAUCCUAUUCAACUACUCCCUCACAUAACACACUUCCCACCAAACCGUCCCAACUACUCCCUUCCUCAUUCAACAUCAUGUCUUCCCAAAGCACUGCCCAAUACUUCCCCAAGAUCUAUUCCCUCACCUCUGUUGAUCAUGCUCGCUCCGUCUACGACGAGUGGGCAAAGACCUACAAUGAGGAAAUCACUGGCAAGGGUCAAGACUAUGUCGGCCCUGCCAUUGCUGCUGCCCAUGUUCCCCAAGCCCUAGGAACUCCCACCAUCAGCCCUGACGUCGAGAUUCUCGACGCUGGCUGUGGUACUGGCCUCGUCGGUAUUUUCCUCGCUCGUCUUGGCGCAAAGAAGCUUGACGGUGUCGACCUGAGUCCUGGAAUGCUCGACGAGGCCCGCAACACUGGAGCAUACCGCAACCUGGACGUGACAGACUUGUCUCGUCCCUUGUCCGCAAAGAAUGACUCUUAUGAUGUCGUGACGUGUGUUGGCACUCUUACGCAGUCUCACGUUGGUCCCGAGGCUCUCAGUGAAUUCGUGCGUGUCGUGAAGCCUGGCGGCUACAUCGUGGCCACUGUCAUCCGUGAGAUCUGGCAGACCGGAGGCUACGAGAGCCACGUGAAGGCCCUUGCCGAGCAGAACAAGGUCAAGGUCUUGUCCGCUGAAGUUCAGGAUUACCGAAGGGGAGCCGGAGCCCAAGCUUACUACCUCGUCCUGCAAGUGUCUGCGUGAGUGACUCGCUGACGGUGACGCUGAUGGUGACUCUGAUGAUGAUCAUGACGACGACGAUGAUGAUACGUGUGGCUGGCCUCGGUUUCUUUUACCUCUUUUUGAAAAAAAAAAAAAAAAAAAAAGCAGAAACAGCACAGGAAAACCUCCCCCCUUUGCACCUGAGUCUACUGGAGAGGAAUAUAUCGACACUGCCACGAGAGGUUGCCUCUGCUCGAGAGACAUUUCCCUGGCAAACCAACAGCAAUAAUGAUAAUUCUGUGAACCACGACUGAGAGCGUUUGUGAUAUGGAUUUCGUUUUGACACAUGGCCCUUGCCUUGAGCUACCUCGAUUGAAUCUCAUAGUAUCUACAGCUACAUUCCUUUGCCCACACAUGCAAGAUAAAUAAAAGUAAAACAUGUCUGUGCCCUGAAGUUU